Lontra canadensis (Northern American river otter) is the source of this 3808-nucleotide messenger RNA. RefSeq names its product solute carrier family 18 member A2 (gene SLC18A2). The record is from RefSeq and is a predicted model, not a curated record. The transcript is spliced from 16 exons. Gene Ontology annotation, molecular function: serotonin:sodium:chloride symporter activity; xenobiotic transmembrane transporter activity. The coding region runs from base 72 to 1625 and encodes 517 amino acids. Gene Ontology annotation, biological process: xenobiotic transport; transmembrane transport; aminergic neurotransmitter loading into synaptic vesicle. Gene Ontology annotation, cellular component: terminal bouton; synaptic vesicle membrane. Lineage: Eukaryota; Metazoa; Chordata; Mammalia; Carnivora; Mustelidae.
CCGCGCGGACGGACGGAGCCCACGGCACAGGGCCGGCAGCCGCAGGCGACUCCGAGCCCAGCCACCGAGCCAUGGCCCUGAGCGAGCUGGCGCUGCUCCGCUGGCUGCUGGAGAGCCGUCACUCGCGGAAGCUCAUCCUGUUCAUCGUGUUCCUGGCGCUGCUGCUGGACAACAUGCUGCUCACCGUCGUGGUCCCAAUCAUCCCCAGCUACCUGUACAGCAUUAAUCAUGAGAAAAAUAGCUCCGAGGUCCAGACCGCCAAGCCCGUGCUCACGGCCUCCACCUCAGGCAGCUUCGAGAGCAUCUUCUCUUACUAUGACAACGCCACCAUGGUCACGGGGAAUAGCACCCAAGAGCUUCACGGGGGGCUGCUACAGCCGGCCGCCACGCAGCACACGGUGACGAACACCUCCACUGCGCCUUCGGACUGUCCCAGCGAGGACAAGGACCUCCUGAACGAAAACGUGCAAGUGGGCCUGCUCUUUGCCUCUAAAGCCACCGUCCAACUCCUCACCAAUCCCUUCAUAGGAAUGUUGACCAACAGAAUUGGCUACCCAAUUCCAAUGUUUGCGGGAUUCUGCAUCAUGUUUGUGUCAACAAUUAUGUUCGCCUUCUCCAGCAGCUACGCCUUCCUGCUCAUCGCCAGGUCGCUACAGGGCAUCGGCUCCUCCUGCUCGUCGGUAGCCGGGAUGGGCAUGCUGGCCAGUGUGUACACGGAUGACGAAGAGCGAGGCAACGCCAUGGGCAUAGCCCUGGGAGGCCUGGCCAUGGGGGUGCUAGUGGGCCCCCCCUUUGGGAGUGUGCUCUACGAGUUUGUGGGGAAGACCGCUCCAUUCCUGGUGCUGGCUGCCCUGGUACUCUUGGACGGAGCUAUUCAGCUCUUUGUGCUCCAGCCGUCCCGGGUCCAGCCAGAGAGCCAGAAGGGGACGCCGCUAACCACUCUGCUGCAGGACCCGUAUAUCCUCAUCGCUGCAGGGUCCAUUUGCUUUGCAAACAUGGGGAUUGCCAUGCUGGAGCCAGCCCUGCCCAUCUGGAUGAUGGAGACCAUGUGUUCCCGCAAGUGGCAGCUGGGCAUCGCUUUCUUGCCAGCUAGCAUCUCUUAUCUCAUCGGAACCAAUAUUUUUGGGAUGCUCGCACACAAAAUGGGGAGGUGGCUUUGCGCUCUUCUAGGAAUGAUAAUUGUUGGCAUCAGCAUUUUAUGUAUUCCUUUUGCAAAAAACAUUUAUGGACUCAUAGCUCCUAACUUUGGAGUUGGCUUUGCAAUUGGAAUGGUGGAUUCAUCAAUGAUGCCCAUCAUGGGCUACCUGGUCGACCUGCGGCACGUGUCCGUCUACGGGAGCGUGUACGCCAUUGCCGAUGUGGCAUUCUGCAUGGGAUAUGCCAUAGGUCCUUCUGCUGGUGGGGCUGUUGCAAAGGCAAUCGGAUUUCCAUGGCUCAUGACCAUUAUUGGAAUAAUAGAUAUUCUUUUUGCUCCUCUCUGCUUUUUUCUUCGAAGUCCACCUGCCAAAGAAGAAAAAAUGGCUAUUCUCAUGGAUCACAGCUGCCCCAUUAAAACAAAAAUGUACACCCAGAAUAAUACCCAGUCGUAUCCGAUAGGUGAUGAUGAAGAAUCCGAAAGUGACUGAGAUCCUCAAAAGUCAUCAAAAUUUAAUUGUACAAAACCGUGUUUCCAGUGAAAUGACUCCUCCGGAACUGUCUUAGUCACCAUUCAUCCCUGGUGAAAGCAAAACAACCAAAGGUUAUUCAUUCUUCUCCGUGGUUGCGAUUGAUUGCCAACAGCCUUAUAAAGAAAAAGCAGCUUUUCUAGGGGUUUGUAUAAAUAGUGUUGAAAACUUUAUUUUAUGUAUUUGAUUUUAUUAAAUAUUAUACAAUAUAUUUUGACGAAAUAGAUAUAGUGUAAAUCUAUAAAUAUUUGAAUCCAAAUCAAAUAUAAUUUUUAAAAAAACUUACAUUCAUGAACACUUGGGCAAAAAAAAUCUUAUAUUUUUUCUGAAUAUUGGUAAUGAGUGUUUAAAAUUAAAGCACACAUUAUCUCCGAGACACUUCCAACACUGAGAAACUAGAAGGAAGUCUGAAAAACAGAGUCAAAUAAGACAGCAUAUGAUGUCGUGACACUGAGUGUGGUUACCUUGUAACUACGAUGCGUAUAUUUAUGAGCUAAAAGCUAGUUUUCUCAAAUGCAGAGGACAGGAACUUGAGUCCGUCUCUUUUGGACUUACCCAUAAAUUGUAGCUGGCAUUAGUUUUCUAUGCAAUCAUCUACCUGGAAACAGAUGGUUGUAAAUUAUAAAUUCACAUGUCAUGUGGCCGGCAGCAGACACUAAAGGCAAUAGGGAAAAAUAGUAAAUGUUGUGAAAGCAGAGAAAUGCACCCAGAAGUACAGUUAUGAACAACUAGCUUUCCCUUUCCAAUAUAUACUUGGUUGUCUUAGGAGGAAAGAAAAUUGAGGGUAGACACACCUUAUACUGUCAAGGUUGUUUAAGCGUGAUAAGAUACAUUAACAUCUAGUUCAACUUUUAGAAAUUUAAAAGCCUAAUAGCUGCUGUGAUGUGAAAAAAAUCUGACCAGAUCUUUAACCUGUUAAGAGGUUAUCCAAGUGUCUUCUAGCAAUCUAUUAAGUUUUGAAUUGCAACUAUUAUUUUUAGACUUCUGAAGGUUGUUCACAUCAAUGUGAAAACAAAUUUUAAAUGAAGAUGGAGGAAGAAUGAAAUUAUCUUGAAUCACGUUAGGAAAACAGGUAAAAAUAAUAGGUCAGGACACAUUCCCUUCAGAGACAGAAAAACCCUAGGAACAUCUAGAAAUGUCUGUGUAUCCUUCUAUCAUCUAGUGCUGUGUAAAAUGUGGUUUUCCUAAGCAUGACAACAUUGACGUGCCUUUUCAGUUCAUCAGCAAAUACUGUGUUAGCACUGUCAGCUGUCAUGUUUUAUGCGAGAUGUGACUGGAGUGUGCGGAGUGUAGAAUGUCUCAGAUAAUACUUGUUAAUUCUGUAGCUCUGCAAUCAACAAAAAUUACCUAAUGUCUGUAUUUCGUUAAGCUAACGUUGUGUUUCUGUUAACUUGGACAAGGAGCAAGGAACUUUAGAACGAGGACGCGACCUCGUCGUUCUCUAAGAGAGUAGCUGCUAUUUCCCAUUUGCUUUAUGAAGCUUCUUGGGGUGACUGGAAAUCUGGUGUUCAGGGGCAGUGUGGUGGAAGCAGACAAGUUUCCUACUCACACAUUUGCACUGGGCAACUUGCACAAGUCUGUGACUUUGAAAGAUGGCUCUAGAAGCACUCUCAUAUGGCUAACGUAACUAGCAGGAUUGUUUUCUACUCCCACAGGGGAGACUUCUCUUAGAGGGUUUGUGGCUCUCCCUGACCACAGUACUGUACGAUUUACUCCAAUUUCAUUCUUGCCUUUGAGGCUUCAGUUCUUUGAGAAUGAUGAUUGGCAGAGGCAUGGCCACUGCUGAUCUCUAGAACGAGCAUAAAAAGAUAUGUGAGGUUUUUCAGAAUUGUUUUGGGGAGUAAAAGUAUCAAUUUUAUCUGAGAGGGGGAAAUUACAAGGUCUUUUAUAGGUAGGACUAAAAUUCUGGGGUUAGCAGGACUGUGAAGUGAGGCUUUUUUUCCCCUUUUAACAUGUGUAUCAUCUUAACCGUGAAUAUACAGCUCCCUGAAUGUUUGAGCAAAGAUGGGUUUUUCUGUUUGUACCUGGCAAAGUAGAUACAAAAACACUGAAGUAGCAAAGAAUAUUCAGUUUUUUCUUUUGACUGCUGAGUGUAUGUGCAUACAUGUUUUAGCUCGUUUCCUUAAUAAAUCUUCUGAACACUA